AUGUUUAAACAUUUUGACAAAGCGACAGAAAUCUUCUUUCUGAUCGUUGAUAAGACUUUUCAAACAUUUGAAAUUAAUGAUUUUCUUUCUUUUGUUCGUUUGAUAUCUAUCUAUCUAUCUAUAUAUCUAUCUAUCUAUCUAUCUAUCUAUCUAUCUAUCUAUCUAUCUAUCUAUCUAUCCAAUGAAAUUUCUUUUCUUUCUUUCUUUCUUUCUUUCUUUCUUUCUUUCUUUCUUUCUUUCUUUCUUUCUUUCUUUCUUUUGUUCGUUCGUUCUAAAUAUCUUGCAGAGUAUUCAUAUCUAUCUAUCUAUCUAUCUAUCUAUCUAUCUAUCUAUCUAUCUAUCUAUCUAUCUAUCUAUGUUGAUGAUGCAUACAAUGUGCGCUUUGAAUAUUCCUCGACACAAGCCGUUACUGCUGUUCACUCUCACUCACUCUGUUAUUUAGUCAAUCGUUCCCCUCCCCUUCAGAUAACACUUGUACAGCUUAUACGAUUGACCACAUAUCUAUCAAUGACGUUGCAUAACUUAAUAUUUGUAUCUCAUUGUAACAAACUCUAUCUAUCUAUCUAUCUAUCUAUCUAUCUUGCUGAGUAUUCAUAUCUAUCUAUCUAUCUAUCUAUCUAUCUAUCUAUCUUGCUGAGUAUUCAUAUCUAUCUAUCUAUCUAUCUAUCUAUGUUGACUGAUCAGUCCUCAUGCGAUGCUGUUAUUUUAUGUCCGCCAUCUAUCUAUCUAUCUAUCUAUCUAUCUAUCUAUCUAUCUAUCUAUCUAUCUAUCUAUCUAUAUACGAAUAUAUAUAAACUAAUGCAAAUAUAUACGCGAAUAUUAAAUGUUACCGCUAUCUAUCUAUCUAUCUAUCUAUCUAUCUAUCUAUCUAUCUAUCUAUCUAUCUAUCUAUUUUUGAAUAUGUAG
Molecule: messenger RNA, 906 nt
Organism: Acanthosepion pharaonis
Lineage: Eukaryota; Metazoa; Mollusca; Cephalopoda; Sepiida; Sepiidae
Source: the annotation of a GenBank genome assembly